This is a messenger RNA of Porites evermanni, 4746 nucleotides long. Lineage: Eukaryota; Metazoa; Cnidaria; Anthozoa; Scleractinia; Poritidae. The record is from the annotation of a GenBank genome assembly.
AUGAGUUACAGUUCGUUUUCUGACUUUCUGAACUUCUCAAGAGAAGCCAAAAACAUGUUAAGUACCAGUUCACUAUUGAAAGGAGAGACUGGUGACUACUCCUUCCACGCCGAUCAUCUCCACAUGGGAACUGGUCAACAGGCGAAAAGUGAAAGCUGUGAGUGUUACAGUAAUUUCAAACGCAUGCGCGUCGAGGUGAUUUUUUACUUCCUUUCUAUGGCCGGCGCCCCAAGAAAGCUUCAACAACACUUUGAGUCACUGACUGAUUUUCUGGCUACCUUUAUUUUUAAAGUAAAAAGUUUAAGCCAUGGAUGAAUCCAUUUCUGAAUGACUGUAAGACUAAAAUGAAUGGUUUAAUUGAUGAGCAAACGAUUUAUCUUCAUCACAUUCUCGCCCAGUGUAUUACGCCAUGUUGAAAUCUCGAGUUUUAAGCCUUGUUGAAACUGAUGCAUAUAAUACUGCAAUAAGCAUUCACCUCUUAGACCAUUGUAGGAGAAUUUUAUCAUUUUUUCUAAUGACCUCAUUUAAGCGUUAUUAGUACGUACCUUUGGUUUCACUAAGGCAAGGGUAGGGGUGAUAGCUCGUAAUAACUAACACUGGUGACAAAAAGAAGGAGGUUGUUUUGGCUCAUUUUCCAUGAUGGUAGAAAAGGCAUUAGAGAGAUUUAAAAUCAUGUCUACGUCAAACGACAAACGUGAGUUUGUACCACUUGACCAAGUUUUCCCUUUACUUGUCACUACACAGAAAUCAGUGGAUUUACACCAGUUCUACCCAAUGCAAAUGUUACGAACUUUUUUUAUCUUCUCAAUCAGAUUUUUAUCUUGAGAGUCUGACGCUUGCCAUUUACCGUAACGUGAUUCCAAAUCUCUCUAUUUAUAUGACAAAUUUUUGUUUUGGUCUUCAGGUGUCACGGCGGACUCAUGGGCUUCAUGUACCAAAACAAUGCAAAGCUUACUAGAGCAGUACAUGAACGAUCCGAAUUCCUUGUCCUCUUUCAAGCAAAUCAUGUUGGCUCAAAGCACUUUACAAACGAGCAUCAGCGAUGGAACAGAAAAUUCAAAGGAGCGGGUGUCUUGUGAAACUCCACCUCCUCUACUUCAUCGACCUUUUAAACGAUUUCUGGUGCAAAGUGACGCAGAUGCCUCUUCACCAGAAACGAAGCGACUACGACAAGACAAUGGCGAGAAUUACUCGCCAUCACUUUUCAAAAACUGUAGCAGUUUUCAGGAAGAAAUGUUUGGAAAGUAUCGGUCAAUUGGAAGCUCAUCAAAGCAGUUGCGUCCUCCACCACCUCUCAUGAAACAGACAGGAGUAGAAAGCAAUGGGCUGGAACAUUACAGACGUAGCCCACAGGAUCAUUUUAUUUUUACAAAAGAGACGUGCAAGCCGAAUGCUGAAAAAAAUAAUACCAUUCACAAUGGACAUGGUUCUAAAGAAAUCAGUGUUGAACUUUCGGCGACUUUUUCGCCAGCUUUAAAAGUAGACCCAGCACCAAGAGAAAUCGAAGGCGACUGUAUGUCUUCUCAUGGGGGCUACGCGUUUGAUCACACUUCAAUGCCAAAAAUAGUCGCAGUACAUUCCAUUUCAAAAAAGGGCGAAGAUACAGACGAAUGGGAAAGAAACAAAGCGUUCAUUGCUAAAGUGAAAGGUUCGCAAGCUAAGUCUGAGAGGAACAAUUCUCAAAUGGUCAGAUCUGCUUCUGAGCAAAUCAAAAGAUUAGCCGCCCAAGCUGCCUCUAAUGACAAAGACAUACAACCACCUACCGUCGCAAAUGAAAGAAAGAAGGCUUCGGAACAUGUUUCGUUUGAACGUUAUGUCCUGUACCAUCUUCUUUCCAAGUACCAGGGAAACGUCGACAAAGUCCAGCAUAUUCUUAAACAAAACCUGCUUCAAGAAUGGUUGUCCUACUGUCAAGGAAAUGCAGAUCCAAGGUUACAAACAUUUAGUGGGAUUAAUGUUUAUGAGCUUAGAAAACUCUACGAAAUUUGGUCUCAUUUACAAAGAACUAAACAGCCCACUGGCAGCCUUGUUCACACUACCUCAAAAGUUCAAAAGUCAAGUGGCUUACAAAGGCAAGACAAUUUAGUGUCUGCACAGAACCAGCCGGUUGGUUUUUCUGACUCUCAAAGUCCCGGAGACUUGCAGCAAUUCGAAGCAGCUUUUGCAAUGCAAAGACAGAAAACUGAAAAUCCUCAAAAUACUUCAAUCUGUUCAGCACGCGACCCUUCGAAAUUUGGACAACACAAUACAAAUGGGGUGAUUGCAGGCGUACGGAUGGAAAGUUGUUCAAACGAAAACAGUUCAGCCAAAAUUCAAGAAAAGUAUAGUGUUCUAUCACAAGAUUCAUUAAGAGGAACACCCCGCUGCAACUCUUCUUCUUCGCCAGUUGUGCCUAACCUUUAUCAAAACGAAAAUACAACUACACGAACUGUUUACUCUUCAACAUAUAAGGCCACCCCGCAACCAUCGCCUUUAAGGCACUUUUCAUUUCUGAACAAGGAAAAGCAGGCAACAUGUUCAUCGACUCUCGAAAGUUAUCGAGGAAGUAGCAUCAUUAAACCCUCCGUGACGAAAGAUGUUCCGGGUAGGUUAAGUAAUCAAGGUGGGGCCGGCGCAUUUUGGCACAAUGAAAAACAUGUUAACAUGAAUCUUUUAGAGGCUUCUCAAAAGAGACUGUCAAAUUCUCUGUUGCAAGAACAGGAGAGAGUUAAAAGAACAAACACUGCAUCUCUAACUCUGCUACGAAUUUCACAAGAAGCCUCAACACCAAAUCAAAACAAAUUGCUGCCUUCAGGAAAACAACCUCCAACACUAUUGGUCAAGGCGUCUCGAAGUAAUGUUCUUGGCAAAGUAAACCACGGAUCUGUUCAAUCACAUCAUCCUUCAAAAGAAGUCUGUCAGCUAAGAACAAAUAUUACCGAUGCUGUACGAAGUCAAGAAACAAAGGCUAAUUAUCUAUGGCGUUUUAAAGGCGGAAAGCUUAUUAGUGAUAGUAUUGACAAUGGAGAAACAACUGCUGAAGUUGACAUCCGGAAAAAAAUCGCGGAGUAUUAUAGUUGCAACAUUCAAAUAAGCCAAACUGAUGUUGAAAUACUCGAUGAAGAGCACAAGAAAGUGUGUGGAGCUGCUGCGAAUGGUCAGCGGUGUUACUGCAUUUUAGGCCACAAAGGUAACUUGCAGAACACAAAAGAGAAAACGAAUCCAAUUCAAGGUGAUCAAAAUACGAUAAAGAAAGCAGAACAAGACUCAGCGCUACGAGCCCUGUUACUUCAAAGUCAAGGUUCAAACAUGAAUUCCAAAACAUUGAGCAAUGCGUCUAUCAAUCCGUCUACUCAGUUACACUCACACAAUACACAAGGUUCUAAAAAGGUUCAUGAAAGUCUCAUAGAACGCUGUGUUCAUCCUUGUACUGUUCUUCAAGAUUCACCUAAAGGAAGAGCCAGUGUUGACCUAAAAGUAGCAGAGGACACCAGAAAAAACCAUGUUGACCUCACUAAUUCGUUCAAUACAUCUCGGGCGUAUGACAUUCAGAAGGCAAUGGGAAAUACACAAUUCAGCAAUGAGAACGCAGCUCAUUGCUCUAUUGACAGACACUAUGUCAACUGGAAUGGAGAGACACACCAAACUGUGCCCAGUUUUCAGGAUAAACCAUCAUACAACAGCUCUCAAAGUUCACAGGGAUUUCAGUUAUCUUCUCCCUGCUUUAGUCCCUGUAAUGAAGCAACCGGCCAAGCAUACCACAGACAGGAACUUCAGUCACUCAAUGCUGGGCUUAUCAAUUCUAGCGCUGUACAGGAAUCACAACCAUGCAGCACCAGUGUUCAGAUUACACAACGCAACUUGGCAUCAAAUGUGUUCAAUCACCGCCUUUCACCUUAUACGCAGCCAAUCCAAAACUCCAGGGCGAGUCCUACAGUUUCACCGCAGAAUUCACAAGAGAAUCAACUAGCUGAAACUUGCCUUACGAAACAGUACAGUGUACAGCAGACCCCUUUACCAAGCAAUACUCAACCUACUUCGCCUAAUGCUCAGAGAAAACAGCAAAUUUUAAAUCCACAAAAGUUUGUGUCACGGGAUAUAAACACAAAGCUGCAAUCAGAGGUCAAAUGCUCAUUCACUGCGCAUAAUGAGCAGCACUCUAGUGCAAGUCCCCACUGUUUACACAGUAACAGAGCAAAGCAACAGCCCAAUCCCAGCUUUCAUGUUUCAAGCAGUCCUGUUAGAACCCAACAAUCUUUCAACCGUUGUAAUACUCCAUCAUUUGUACACACUUCUAGACAGUGCAAUGCAAAUGUGAAAAUCUCCCAAUCUUCACAACCCUCUGUACCAUCAGUAAUAAGAAUAGCACCCAAAGUUAAUAAAACGACGAUACCAAACGAACAACCAGCAUCGACAUUAAAUUCCUCUCUUCCAAGAACAAGCGCGAAUAAAUCUGGACUCCUAACGGUUGCUAAAUUCGAAAAGUCAAAGGAGAGUGAAAAAACAAAAGAGAAACAGUCCAGUUUUCACUCACCUCUUUCACCUAGGAAGCCGCAAUAUAACUCUUUACAUCAGCUGGCUAAAAAGAUCGCAGAAACUCGUGAGAGAUUUCAGAUGGAAAAUAUCCCCUGGAAGAAGAAAAUUCUUAAAUCUCUUGAAGGAGUGUUGAUGAAGAAGUUAAAGAAAAUAGAGAAAGAAACAGGAGAAGAGGCUGAUCUUGGCAUGGCGGCGAUCGGAGGAGAUUCCGUGUCUGAGAAUACAACAUAA